UCUGCGCAUUCUACCUCCCGCGCCCACACCCGCACGGCCGCACACUCCAUUCCAACCGGCAAGCAAAGCAAGCAAACAAACAAAACGAAACAGCACAGCAGCAAAGAUCACACGGCCUCCGCUCGCUCGACGGCCCACUCGGUUCCGAUCGAUCUCGCGAUCGCACAACUAGACUCGAGUCGAGCGAUCGAGCGCCCGACGACCAAUGGCGGCCAAGGCGGUGGCUUCGCCGCUCGCGUUCCGCCGCGACGUGCGUGGCCCGCUCGGCCGUCCUGCCCCGGGCGGCUGCCGGAGCGGGACCGGGACCGGGACAGGGCUGCCGGGGGUGCUGUACUGGAGCGGUGGCGCCGGCGGCGGCAGCAGGCUGCUCGCGGCGCGGGCGCGCGGGAGGAACAGGUUCGGCGGCGGCGGCGGCGGGCGGGGCGCGUCCAGGGACGAGACAGCGGAGGAGGACGAGGACGAGGCCGCCGACGUGGUGAUCGUCGACGCCGGGGACGAGGAGGAGUACGCCUCCGACGAGCUGUCCGGUUUCAGGGGCCUGGUUCUUGAUCUCUCCUACAGAGUAACAGUUCUUAAACUGGCCUGUCAACGUGGUGUGCUGGAAGCGCGCCAUCUGCCUGGAGUUCAUUGGGAAGCUAUGCAGGCCCAUGUGUUGGAGUACUACGACCAGACCGUCUCUUCGCCUAGCGGGUCCUUCUACAUCCCUGCAGUUUUGAGGGUUCCACAGUUGCUGCAGGUAGUAAAGAGAAGAAGGGUCAAGCAGAGCCUUAGCCGUAAAAACAUUCUUUACAGGGAUGACUUCACCUGUCAAUAUUGUUCUUGUGGUGACGACUUGACAAUUGACCAUGUUAUUCCGAUCUCGCGUGGCGGUAAAUGGGAAUGGGAGAAUUUGGUGACUGCCUGUGCAAGAUGCAACUCCAGGAAGGGGCAGAAGACACUGGAGCAGGCAAACAUGAAGCUGCGCAAGAUCCCCAGGGCGCCCAAGGAGUACGAUAUCAUGGCUGUGCCCUUGACAAAAUCUGCGUUCAGAACGCUCAAGAGGAACCAUGGCCUCCCUGAAGUGUGGCUGCAGUACCUUGCCAGGCCAUCUCCAUGACCAAGACCCCCCUCCUCGUCAUCGCCAUACGGGCCAGCAACAGCAAGCAAUCUCACUGUACAUUAACAUUAUUAUAGAUUAUACACCAUGCAGCGCACAGGCAAAGACUGCAGAUACUGACUCCUUAUAUACAUGCCCAUUCUGUACACAAUAAACUGUUGCAUGUACUAAGGACUUAUCUUCCAAUAAACUGUUGUAAGCUGGUGCAGAAACCCGUUGAUGUUGUUCAACCAUCA
This is a messenger RNA of Zea mays, 1332 nucleotides long. RefSeq names its product HNH endonuclease. The record is from RefSeq and is a predicted model, not a curated record. The transcript is spliced from 8 exons. Lineage: Eukaryota; Viridiplantae; Streptophyta; Magnoliopsida; Poales; Poaceae. The coding region runs from base 206 to 1096 and encodes 296 amino acids.